GUCAUGAUCUCUUCUUCUUCCUCGACGCUCCUCCCCAAAACCCUACUCUCUCUCCUCAAAAAACCCAAAACAAUCCCUCGAAUCCUCCAAAUCCACGCCGUAUCCAUCACAAGCGCCCUCUUCUUCGACCCCUCCUUCGCUGCCCGCCUCCUCUUCGCCGUUUCGGAGCUCUCCCCCACUUCACCUGCUUACGCGGAGACCGUGUUCUCCCAAAUCCCUCGCCCCGACACUUUCUCAUACAACACCAUCAUAAGGAUUCACGCCCACUGCGGAAACCCCUUAAAGGCGAUUCAUUUCUUCGCCCUGAUGCGUAAAAAUGGGAUCUUCGGGGAUAACUACACCUACCCAUUUGUCCUCAAGGCCUGCGGAUCGAUGCUGGGUUGUAAAGUAGGAGUUUUGAUUCAUGGGGAGGUGAUUAAGAGAGGAUUCGAUGAGGAUUUGUUCGUGAGGAAUGGUUUGAUCAGCUGUUAUUGUAAGAACGGAGAGUAUGGAUUAGGUCGGAAGCUUUUUGAUGGAUUCGUCGCGAGAGAUUUGGUUUCAUGGAACUCGAUGAUCGCUGGGUAUGUCGAUUACGGUGACAUGGAAGAGGCCCAGAAUCUGUUUGAUGAAAUGCCGGAGAGAGAUCCCUAUUCUUGGACUAUACUAAUUGAUGGAUAUGGGAAGAAGGUGGGAGAUGUCGAUCGCGCUCGUAAGUUGUUUGAUAAAAUGCCCAAGAGGGAUUUGGUCUGUUGGAAUUCGAUGAUCGAUGGAUACACAAGUUGCGGCAAAAUGGAUCAAGCGCGAGAACUAUUCGAAUCAAUGCCUGAAAGGAACGUGAUCUCGUGGAGUAUACUCAUUGACGGCUAUGCGCAACAUGGUAAUCCAAAGGAAGCUUUGGACUUGUUCCAGCAAAUGCUUCAUCAGGGAACGAAGCCCGACAAGGUCAGCGCGGUUGGCGCCAUUACGGCUUGCACUCAAAUGGGCGCUCUCGACCAAGGUCGAUGGCUUCACUUCUACUUGAAGAAGAAGAAGAUUUUGUUUGAUGUUGUGGUCCAAACUGCUUUGAUAGAUAUGUACAUGAAAUGCGGGAGCUUGGAUCUCGCAAGCGAUGUUUUCGAUAGCAUGUGCGAGAGGAGUGUUGUCACUUGGAAUGUUAUGAUUGUAGGACUUGGGAGUAAUGGUUGUGGACGUCUAGCACUCGAAAUUUUCCAUAAGAUGGAGAGGGAGAGAGCGCCAAUGGAUGAUCUUACUUUCCUCGGUGUAUUAACUGCUUGUACGCACACCGGUUUAGUUUCCGAGGGGUUAGAGAUCUUUGAAAGAAUGAAAAGUGAAUUUGGGAUAGAGCCUAAGGUUGAACACUACGGUGCAUUAGUUGAUCUCCUUGGCCGCACUGGGCGGCUUCGCGAAGCUCGAAAUGUGAUAGGGAAAAUGCCGAUGAAACCCACUUCAGCUUUGUGGGGGUCUCUUCUCGCGGCAUGUCGAACGCACAAGUGUGUUGAGUUAGCUGAGCUCUCAGUUGAGCAGCUCGCGAAGCUUGGAGCGGAUGACAGCGGAGUUUACGUGCUGUUGUCGAACAUCUAUGCGGGCGAGGGCAUGUGGGAUGAUGUGUGGAGGAUCAGAAAAUUGAUGAAAACCGGGGGGAUGAGGAAGGAAAUAGGAAGGAGCGCGGUUGAGGUGGAUGGAACAGUCCAUGAGUUCAUUUAUGGCGAUAGCUCGCAUCCUUUUAUGCAGGAAAUUUACGCAGUUCUACAGGAUUUAUCUAACUCAGUGGUUUCUACGAGAUGAAUCCAUCCGUCAGAGUAGAAACAAACCGGAAUCUCGAAAGAGAUACAAGCUAGUAGAGGUGGUAACUUACAGAGUCAAGUGUUCUUUAAGCUCGACACAAUUUCAGCUUAUAGCUUCAAGUGCAGAGUUGAAACAAGUGAUCGACGGCUUAGAUUGAGCCUUUAAACUUCGCCGUCACAGGGCUUGGCCUUUUUUUGGCUAGGAGACCAAAUUUGUCACGAAUCUUGAUACCAAGGAUCGGUGUGUGUGGAGGAAAGCGUGUUCCUGAUCCCUCACUUAUGCAGAGUCGCAGAGAAUCACCUCGUUGUCUAAUCUCAUACCACACAUGGGUCAAAUUUUGCUGGCCCAAACUAAUUGGGCUUAGCAAGGCUAGGUGGAAAUCCCAAACCGGGGCAACCAAAAACACUUAAGAAGCUAAACCAGGCCCAAAUGUUUGGGCCUAUCUUGUAGGUUCAUCCAGGCCCAAUUUGUGGGUCACCAUUUUGAUUUUGAUUUUUUUUUUUCUGAACCAGGUGUAUCCAUAUGCCUCAUACAUCGUGAUUAAUUUUUCAACAAGCAAUGUCUUAAAAUUAAA
Ananas comosus (pineapple) is the source of this 2338-nucleotide messenger RNA. Its product is annotated as pentatricopeptide repeat-containing protein At3g29230-like. The transcript has a single exon. The record is from RefSeq and is a predicted model, not a curated record. Bases 4 to 1764 code for a protein of 586 amino acids. Gene Ontology annotation, biological process: RNA modification. Gene Ontology annotation, molecular function: protein binding; RNA binding. NCBI's taxonomy places the organism in Eukaryota, Viridiplantae, Streptophyta, Magnoliopsida, Poales, Bromeliaceae.